Lactuca virosa is the source of this 1077-nucleotide messenger RNA. NCBI's taxonomy places the organism in Eukaryota, Viridiplantae, Streptophyta, Magnoliopsida, Asterales, Asteraceae. The record is from the annotation of a GenBank genome assembly.
AUGACACGUACUUAUGAAAACAUGGAUGGUUACAAGAAUGAGGGGUUAGUUGAAAUCCUUGCUGGUUUAUCUUAUUGUUUAUUUUCCUGGUUAGUUGAAAUCUUUGUUGGUCAACAAAGCCUAGAAAACCCAAACUGGUUCCAGGGCACUGCUGUUGAUGCUAUAAGGUGGUGUUUAUGGCUAUUAGAAGAACAUAAUGUUCUGGAAUGCCUGAUACUUGUCGAGGAUCAGUUGCCCUUGAUGGAUUGUUGGAAAUUCAUUCAAACUCAUAGAGAUACUGAUGCUGACAUCAUGGCAACAGUUCUAUCAAUGGAUGAAAAAGAUGCAACUGCAUUUAGUAUAAUGAUAAUUGAUGAUGAGGGGCGAAUAAUCGAAUUGGCAAAACACUUAAAAGGAGAGCAAGUAAAAUCUAUGGAACUUGAUACCCCCCUUUUAGGGAUUGAGAAAGAGAGAGAUAAAGAAAUGUUUGUGAUUGCUAGAAAGGAAAAAUAUGUUGUUAGCAAAUAUUUGAUGUUGAAGUGGCUGCGAGAUAAGUUUCCAGGAGCAAAUGAAAUUGACAGUGAAGUUAUUCUUGAUGAGCUUUGUCAGCUGUUACUGCUGCUUAUCCUUGAAGUUUUUGAUUGUUCAAGUGACGGCUUUACUGAUGGUGAACUAGCAACUUUACAUAGCAAGGGUCGCUUGUAUGACAUUCCGGAUCGUUAUGAGAAUGAUUGGGAAGUUGUGAAAAGAGGAUGGAAUCCACAGGUCCUUAGUGAAAUCCCCCAUAAGUUUGAGAAUGUUGUUAGGGAGGUGGAGACACCAAGGGAGGUUCCUAUUUCUAACGACCGGUACUUAUCCUCAUUAGUGAUUGUUAAUGAGAAUAGGAAGGUUGUUGAAGCUGUUAAGACAAUCCUGGAUGCAGUGGAGCAAGGAGAUGUAGAGAAUGCUGAUCAUGGCAAUGCCAAGGACAAGAUACAAUGGUCUCUUGGAAGAAUUUGGGUGCGGGUGCUACACAUCAUUUUCACUCACCUUGAGGACAAGGUGAAACUUUGGGCGGCCGGUAUUGAUAAGCCCCAACUUUACUGGUUUAUAGCAUAG